Messenger RNA from Galleria mellonella (greater wax moth), 1714 nucleotides. It is a transcript of the gene hgo, whose product is annotated as homogentisate 1,2-dioxygenase. The transcript has 10 exons. The record is from RefSeq and is a predicted model, not a curated record. Bases 139 to 1458 code for a protein of 439 amino acids. Gene Ontology annotation, biological process: L-phenylalanine catabolic process. NCBI's taxonomy places the organism in Eukaryota, Metazoa, Arthropoda, Insecta, Lepidoptera, Pyralidae. Gene Ontology annotation, molecular function: homogentisate 1,2-dioxygenase activity. Gene Ontology annotation, cellular component: cytoplasm.
AUAAUAACAUUUUAAUAAACAAACCGGCUUAUAUUAACAUAAAGUCAUGACACCGUUUAUACAACUUGUAUGUUUUACCUAUAUAGUUCGCUUUCAACAGUGAUACGUGAAUACUGCGUUUUAUGAAUAGUCUGGAAAAUGUCAGAACUAAAGUAUCUGAGUGGCUUCGGUUCUGAGUUUUCCUCAGAAGACCCACGAAGGCCGAAUGCCCUUCCUGUUGGGCAGAACAAUCCGCAAAUAUGUCCAUACGGCUUGUAUGCUGAGCAACUAUCUGGUACAGCAUUUACAGCACCGAGACACGAUAACAAGAGAUCAUGGUUGUACCGGAUUCGUCCCUCCGUCAUCCAUAAACCUUUUAAAAGGUUUGACGCCUCGAAAUAUCUCACUCACAACUGGGAUGAACAAGAACCAGAUCCUAAUCAGUCUCGAUGGCUUCCAUUUGAUUUGCCACCUCCGGAGUCCCGUGUGGACUUCGUGGCUGGUCUUCAUACUGUUUGCGGAGCUGGCGAUGCGCGCUCACGACAUGGCAUCGCUAUACAUGUGUAUUUGUGCAAUGCAUCCAUGGAUAAAAGUGCUUUCUAUAGCAGUGAUGGUGAUUUACUUAUUGUACCCCAGAAAGGCAAGUUAAGAAUAACUACUGAGUUUGGUAUAAUGGAGGUGGCACCUAAUGAAAUAGCAGUCGUACAACUCGGUAUGAGAUUUGCUGUUGCUGUUGAAGGACCCACCAGAGGAUAUAUUCUAGAAGUAUUUGAUGGACAUUUCAAGCUACCAGAUCUUGGGCCAAUUGGAGCCAACGGCUUGGCCAACCCAAGAGAUUUUCUGACGCCGGUGGCACGUUAUCAUGACGAAGAAAUACCUGGAUUUAAAAUAAUAAACAAGUACCAAGGUGCGCUGUUCGUAGCGGAACAAAACCAUUCUCCGUUUGACGUGGUCGCGUGGCACGGGAACUAUGUGCCAUAUAAGUAUGACUUAAAUAGAUUUAUGGUCAUCAACGCUGUCACUUUUGAUCAUUGCGACCCAUCAAUAUUCACCGUGCUAACUUGUCCUUCCACGAAGCCAGGCGUUGCCAUAGCGGACUUCGUCAUCUUUCCGCCGCGCUGGUCCGUCCAAGAGCACACAUUCAGACCACCCUACUAUCAUAGAAACUGUAUGAGCGAAUUUAUGGGACUGAUACUUGGUUCAUACGAGGCAAAAGAGGGCGGAUUCCUACCUGGCGGAGCAUCCCUCCACUCUAUGAUGACACCACACGGUCCCGAUGAUAAAUGCUUCAACAGCGCUUCAUUUGGAGAACUCAUACCGCAGAAAAUUGCUGUAGGCACUCAGGCCUUUAUGUUCGAAUCCAGCCUAAGCCUUGCUAUCACGAAGUGGGGUGCUGAGACCUGUCAAAAACUCGAUGCGAAGUAUUACGAGUGCUGGCAGAAACUGCCAAAACUAUUCUCUGAUAAAAUAAAAAUAUAAUUUUAAUGUUUGUAUAACAUACAGAUAGAUCGUAAAUAUCUGUUUCGUAAAUAUGUAUCGUAUGUAUAUCUAUGUUUAACGUUUAACCCAAAUCUAGAUUCUAAGUACAAAUCUUUCAAGAAGUGUCUCUAUGUCAUAGAAUGUUUAUAACCUUAUAAUACACAUGAAUAUAACCUUUAUAUAAACAUGAACUCUAAAUCUUUAUGUAACAUCUUUUUAAGUUUAUGAAUAAAGCAUUAUAACCUAUGUACUUUUA